CUCCAAAAUGCCCCCAUCCUUAGCAUCCCUGAGAAGUUCCCCGUCCCUGAGAGGUUCCCCAUCCUCGUGGGUGCCCCCAGACCGUAGUGUUGGUGGGGGUCACAGGGACCUUCCUCCCUCUCCCUUCCCAUGCUACCGUGGUGAGGGAAGCUCCCAGUGGAGCUGGGGGAACACAGGGGUUAACCCUGGGCAUAGGGGGGGGCUGGGGGCACGGAAGGGUUAACCCUUGGCUUGGAGGUGGGGGGAUGAGGAGCACAGGGGCUGCGUGCCUCCCCCAGCACAGCACACAGCAGGGAUGCGUCCCCCAUGCAUGGAUUCCAUAGAUGUGGGAACCCCUUCCUAAACUACAGGGUUGGAGCCCUAAAGCUCAGGGGCUGCCCUGGGGGGGCUCAGCCCUGACCCUCCGUCCCCUCAGACUAUCCAGAUCAUGACUGGCUUCAUGCAUAUUGGCUUCGGUAUCGUCCUGACCACGCUCACCAAUGUCUACUCCUCCAUCUUCAUCACCGGCGAGAUCCCCUUCCUGGGCGGUGUGUCUUUCAUCAUCUCGGGCUGCCUGUCCAUUGGGGCAGAGAAGAGUCCCACAGAGUGUGCGGUGAAGGGAAGCCAAGCCAUGAACAUCAUCAGUGCCAUCUUUGCACUCCUGGGCAUCGUCGCCUUCAUCAUUGACCUCAACUUCAACGGGCUGUACCGCUCCAGCGAUGACUACUACAGCUACCUUGUCCUGCUCGCAGGGAACGGCAUCUCCAUCGUGCUGCUCAUCUUCACCAUCCUGGAGUUCUGCAUUGCUGUUGCCACUGCCAACUUCUGGUGCCGAGCAACACGACUCAGCCCCAACGAGGCCAUGCUGAUUGUGCCCAGCACCACCAGAGUGGACCUGGCUGUGGUGCAAGCAGAGCUGCCACAGCCGCCCAGCUACUCGGAGCUGGCAGCUCCUGAAGUAUAGCUGGGCAGAAAGGAUGUCACAGAAGCCACCUGCAUCUCCAGGGCAUCGGCACCUUCUCUUGCUGCACUGCAGGCUGGGGCAUACUUUGUAGCCCCUGAACUUAGCCCCUGUUGUGGUUCCCUUCCCCCCCUGCCCUUCCUGACCUCCAUACCCCACCCAGCUCUCACCUCCUGGCUGCUCUGGGGAGGGACUGGGGGUGGUCUUGCCCCAUUACCCCAGCCAGGUGCUGGGCACCACACAGCAGCCAGACUCAUUCCAUUGUCAGCUCAGUCCCUGCUGGCUUCGUUUUCUCUUGAAAAUAAAAUAAUAAAAUGCUG
Phasianus colchicus (ring-necked pheasant) is the source of this 1260-nucleotide messenger RNA. Lineage: Eukaryota; Metazoa; Chordata; Aves; Galliformes; Phasianidae. The record is from RefSeq and is a predicted model, not a curated record.